AGAGACUCAUCCCUUCUCUCUGGCAUACACAGAUCACCACUGAUCACGAGUUACACACACACACACACACGCUUGCACCACAAACAGAGACCAAAUGAUUCAGUAAAAUAUUGCACAGUGAGUUUAAUAUUUUCCUCAAGAAAGGACUUCACGGACACAAGUGGCUCGGGAUCUCGACGAAGGCCGUCAUCAUGAGUGUUAAACAAGCCUGCAUCUUUCUCAAAGGAGCACCGAGGAGAACAAGAGCUUUGACCCACGACGAGAUAGAAGAGUUGCGUGAAGCUUUUGUAGAGUUUGACAAAGACAAGGACGGUUUCAUCAGCUGUAAAGACCUGGGCAACCUGAUGAGAACCAUGGGUUACAUGCCCACUGAAAUGGAGCUGAUAGAACUGAGCCAGAACAUCAACAUGAAUUUGGGGGGACGGGUGGACUUUGAGGAUUUUGUGGAACUAAUGACCCCAAAGCUUCUGGCUGAAACUGCCGGGAUGAUUGGGUUAAAGGAACUGAAAGAGGCCUUCAGAGAGUUCGAUAUGGAUGGUGACGGCAGCAUCACGUCCGAGGAGCUGAGACACGCCAUGGUGAAGCUACUAGGCGAACAGACCAGCAAGAAUGAAAUUGACGCUGUGGUCAGAGAAGCCGACAACAACGGGGAUGGAACAGUUGACUUUGAGGAGUUUGUGAAAAUGAUGUCACAGAAAUGAGGUCGACAGACAGAGUGGGAAUGAAGAGGAUCCAUUUUUAUUCAAUUGUUGUUCAUUUUCCUGUGAUUUAAGAGGCGUCUGCUUCAUAUAUGAUCCUGUUCAUUCAUCUUAAAUGAUCAAAGAAGAUUAGCUCUUAUGGUUCAAGUUGAUGCAAAUAGAAUUACUCCGUUUGAGUAAUUUAUAACCAAAUACUCAAAUAUACAGAUUAAUCGUGUGCAGUCGUAAUGAAAGUGGUGUUUGAUUAUAUCUGAUUACUGUAGUACUAGCUGGAGUAUUUAUUAUUGUCCCUACGUUGUCUAUACUGCAUAUAUAGGCCACGUGUCUUAUUAAAU
Messenger RNA from Hippoglossus stenolepis (Pacific halibut), 1033 nucleotides. It is a transcript of the gene cabp5b, whose product is annotated as calcium binding protein 5b. Gene Ontology annotation, molecular function: calcium ion binding. NCBI's taxonomy places the organism in Eukaryota, Metazoa, Chordata, Actinopteri, Pleuronectiformes, Pleuronectidae. The record is from RefSeq and is a predicted model, not a curated record. The coding region runs from base 192 to 701 and encodes 169 amino acids. The transcript has 6 exons.